GGACCGCGACUUCUUUACCGAUGCCAGAACACCCUACAGCAACAUGGCAAGCUAUGCAAGAUGGGAAUGUGUUCUACCGGCGACAGCAGCUAUACUCGUUCCCUGCUGGGAAGCUGCCAGACUUGAGUGACUACAUCGUGGCGGGUUGCAAGUAUGGUGGUCCUCUCGCAUUAAUGAGGAAUAACACGAAACUAAUUGCUCUUGGACGUUCAACACCUGCAUUCACGAAAUCUCAAAUACAAGUUUAUUCUUCGGCUGGCGAGGGAUUGUUGUUGUUCAGUUGGGAACAAGCCAAGAUAAUACGUUUUGGAUGGACGUUUGAUGAACGACUGGUAGUCCUCAAUGAAGAAGGCACCUACCGAAUCUACGAUUUGCAAGGAGACUAUCAGCAGCAUUCUCUUGGAGGUGAAACAGCGGAGUCUGGUGUCGUAGACGCGAGGAUUCAUGAAAACGGAUUAGUUGCUUUGGCUGGUUCAUUAAGCCUUCUCGAGGUCAAGGGAUGGGAAGGUGGUCGACCUUUGAAUUUGGCUAAUCCAGGUCUAUCGGAACCUCCCAGCUCCUGGAGCAUCAUACCCCCCGAUAUUAACAUCUCACGGCAUAUUGAAGUUUUAUUGUCGGUGGAUAAUACCAUAUAUACCGUGGACAAUCUGGAAAGCAUUGAUCAACGAUUAUCUCAAGGACCAUUUACACACGUUUCACCCUCUCCAAAUGGGAAAUCACUCGCGCUUCUGACCUUCUCGGGCACUUUACUAGUGGUGUCUACGGAUUUCCAGCGACGAAUGGCAGAAUUUGAUACCGCGACUGUAUCCCACGCUGAAGGGCAAGCACAACAAGUUGAAUGGUGUGGAAACGAUGCUAUCCUCGUGACCUGGGAAUCUAUAGCAGUUCUCGUGGGCCCUUUUGCGGACACGCUAGAAUAUUCAUAUCUCGGGAACAUAUUUGCGGUCACAGAGGCAGACGGGGUCAGAGUGGUCUCACAAGAUACUUGCGAUUUAAUACAGAAAGUUCCCUCCUCUAGCUUAUCCAUAUUUCGCCCUGGAUCCUCUUCUCCCGCUGCAAUACUGUAUGAUGUAUGGGAAAGUUUUUCUCGUCGUUCUCCCAAAGCGGAUGAAAGCAUUCGAAGUAUACGACCGGAACUCGCUGCUGCAGUUGACGGGUGUAUUGACGCCGCUGGACAAGAAUGGGAACCUUAUUGGCAAAGGCGACUUCUGAACGCAGCCAAAUUCGGACGAGGUUUCCUUGACUUCUACAAUCCCACAGAUUUUGUGAACAUGGGUCAAACAUUGAAGGUUCUCAAUGCAGUCCGUUAUUUCGAGAUCGGUAUCCCGUUGACAUACGCGCAGUAUUCCUACACGUCCCCUUCGCAUCUUGUCUCGCGCCUCACGGCACGAAAUAUGCAUUUGUUAGCUCUCAGAAUAUCCACAUUCCUUUCCCUGAAAGCCGAUGUGGUAUUGAAGCAUUGGGCAAGUGCUAAGAUUCUCCGAUCCAAACCUACAACGACCGGAUCAGGGAAAGAUGCUGAACUCGGGGCAGACGAUGAGGUGUGCGCUAUGAUCGUGGACAAAUUCAAGACCUUGGGCGGCACGGAUGUUAGCUACGCUGAGAUUGCCAAGCGUGCCUGGGAGGUUGGACGGACAGGUCUUGCAACGAAGCUACUAGACCAUGAGUCCAGGGCCUCAGAUCAAGUGCCUUUACUACUCUCAAUGAAAGAGGACCAUUUGGCACUUGAAAAAGCCGUUGACAGUGGCGAUACCGAUCUCAUUUAUCAGGUGCUCCUCCACCUACACAAGCACCUUACCCUGGGGACAUUCUUCCGUCUCAUCGAGGAUGGCGGGGCGCGGCUUGCACCUGCCAGCCGGCUGUUGCAAGUGUAUGCUCGAGAGCAGAACCGGGACAUGCUCCGAGAUUUCUAUUAUUCUGAUGAUAGACGGGUGGAAAGUGCUGUACUUGCGCUGGACGAGGCUUCCAAGAUGUCGGACCCAGCUUCGAAAAUCUCAGCGGUGAAGUCCGCUCAAAAAUUUUUCUCAGAAGAUCGCGACAGAGGAUUCGAAGCAAAGAUGAUGGACGAAAACGCCCGAUUAUUAACCCUUCAGCAACAACUUGAAGCGGAGGCCGACGGGAAGAUAUCUUUCUUUGGCCUGAGCGUGAACGAAACUAUCCGGGUUUGUAUUCUGAAUGGAAUGCUCAAACGAGCAGACAAACUUAAAACGGACUUCAAAGUUUCCGAUAAACGUUUCUGGUACAUCAAACUAUAUGCUCUAACAGAAAUUAGAGACUUCGAAGGCUUAGAAGCAUUUUCCAAAUCAAAGAGAAGUCCGAUAGGAUAUGAACCCUUCGUCCGCCAUCUAGUGGAAAAGAAACGGUUAAAAGAAGCGGUUCCCUACGUUGCGCGAUGUGACCCACCCAAACGCGUCGACUUAUAUGUUCGGUGUGAAGAAUGGCGCAUGGCCGGUAAGGAAUGUAAAGACCGGGGUGACAAAGGGAACCUUCAACAACUUAUUCAGAAAGCUCCGAAUUCACUCGUAGCGAGGGAACUGGAACAGGUUGCUUCGAGUAUGAAGUAG
Messenger RNA from Marasmius oreades (fairy-ring Marasmius), 2564 nucleotides. RefSeq lists its product as uncharacterized. Gene Ontology annotation, molecular function: actin binding. The transcript is spliced from 14 exons. The record is from RefSeq and is a predicted model, not a curated record. The coding region runs from base 21 to 2564 and encodes 847 amino acids. Gene Ontology annotation, cellular component: cytoplasm; endosome; lysosomal membrane. Lineage: Eukaryota; Fungi; Basidiomycota; Agaricomycetes; Agaricales; Marasmiaceae. Gene Ontology annotation, biological process: endosomal transport; vacuole fusion, non-autophagic; intracellular protein transport.